AUGCUCUAAUAAUCUUAAAAUAUUGAUUACUUGUAUAUACCUACUAGUAAGAAUUUACAAUCACUCCUUAAAACAACAACCUUUUGGACCGCUGGAAAUGUUCAAUCAGCCUAUUUGAUUAAAUCCUAACUAGUAAAUCUAACUAAAAGUCAGAAUUACGAAUAUGCAUUAACCAAAGAUGGCUCAUUAGUAAAAUUUGGACAUCAAAAAACCAAAUAUUGUAACCUCUUUAAUGGUCUAUAUAUUCUAUCCUAUACUGAUAAGAGUUUUUUGUUAACUUCAUACGACAGAGUAAAAGAGUAUCAUUGCACUGACCAAAAAUAAUUAAAAAAUUGGAUCGAACUUCUAAUAAGGUUUUGCGUAACAAGGGGCCAAAUCUAAACUAGAUUCAGAUUUUUAAGUCAAAUCAAUAAUGGCAAUUAUUCAAAAGGUUAUCUCAUCGAGGACAAUAAGUAGAGACAAUUUGUGUGCAAGACCUUCCAAAAGACUGACUUGGUCAAAGUUACUAAACUUAGAGAUUCUGUAAUUGGCGAAAUGUUGCUACUCAGACCUAUCGAUCAUCCAAAUGUAAUUAAGUUAUUAGAAAUUCAUGAAGACAAUAAAUAAAUUUAUUUGAUAUAUGAAUAUGCAAAGGGAGAAUUGUUUCAAGAAUUCUAAAAGAAGAAAGCUGAGAAAUCUCAAUUUAGUGAACAAUAGAUUAGCAAUUUUAUGAAAUAAAUUUUUGAAGGUCUUAAACACAUUCAUUCCCUUAAUAUUAUGCAUAGAGACAUUAAGUUAGAAAAUAUUCUUGUAAAAGAUUCUUCAACUAUUGUGAUUGCUGAUUUUGGAUUGGCAGCUAAAAAAAUACCCAAAUUCGAAUACAAAAAAUAUGGAACUCCAGGAUACAUUGCACCUGAAGUCCUCAAUUUGAAAGUCUAUAAUGAAAAAAUUGAUAUAUUUAGUGCAGGUGUUGUGGCUUAUAUUUUAUUGACUCAACAACCUUUAUUUUCUGGAAAUACAAUCAGUGCUAUAUUAAAUUAAAAUACGGCAGGAAGAAUUGAUUUUAAUAAUUCUAAAUUUGUCUGUCUUAGUAAGGAUGCAUAAUCAUUUCUUAAAAGAGUUUUAUGUUUAGAAGAAAAUCAAAGACCAUCUGCAGCAGAUUGUUUAGAUUCACUAUUUUUAUAACUUUAAACGGUUAAUAAUGAAUUAGGAACUCCAUAAAAAUAAAAAGAAGUUCGAUUAAGUUACUUGGGAUCAUCAGUUUUACCUGAAUAGAUUAAUCUUUCUAAGGCAAAGAGAAGAUCUAUGAGAUAAUAUAUUUUAUUGAAAUAAGCCAUCAUUACUGAAAAAUAGAAAACAUAAAUGAUGUAACAAAUAGUUGAACAAUAACAAGGAGAAGAAGAAGAAUAAGAAAAUCUGAUAGUGCAGGAAACAGUCAAGAAUAUAGCAGGCUCUUUCUAUACUGAGACAAAGAAUGGAUAAAAUGGUGAAUAAUAAAUAGAAAGUGAUUCGGGAGAGAGUAUGAAUGGGGAGGAUUCUUCUGAGAGUGAUGAUGACGAUGCCAAUUUAUUUUUAGAGGAUGAUUCAUGCCAUAAUUUGUCCUCAAAACUUUCUCAAUUAGGUGGAUUCGAAAUAAAAAUGAAAAGAUGA
Messenger RNA from Paramecium tetraurelia, 1629 nucleotides. RefSeq lists its product as uncharacterized. The transcript is spliced from 4 exons. Gene Ontology annotation, molecular function: ATP binding; protein serine/threonine kinase activity. Gene Ontology annotation, cellular component: cytoplasm; nucleus. NCBI's taxonomy places the organism in Eukaryota, Ciliophora, Oligohymenophorea, Peniculida, Parameciidae. Gene Ontology annotation, biological process: protein phosphorylation; mitotic DNA damage checkpoint signaling. The record is from RefSeq and is a predicted model, not a curated record.